CGCUGGGUCAUACUACCCCCUGCGCUGCGCUGCGGCUGCGAGAGGGAUAUCUGGCUACAGCUAGUAGCAUGUGGAUGAGAGACAGGCGGAUGCAGGUGGAGAGGGAGGUAUAAGUAGGUUGGCUUUCCUGUGCCUUUGUUUGUGUUUCCUUCGGUUUUUAUUUCCCGUCUCGAUUCCGAUUUGCUAGGACCUUUUGGAACGACCGUUUUUUUGUGAUACAUAAGAGUUUUUGAGCUAGUUGGUUACCUGCGCUGUGCUACGCGGACUGACUCAGGGUAUUUCUGGGGUCUGUUCUCAUAUAUUUUCUGUCGCUACAAGCACUGAAUAAAGUCGUCGACGCAUUGUCACUCGACGCAGCCGGCCGUGGCCGGUGAAUCUUGCUCGUUGAGCACAUAUACACACACUUCUCACCUCAUACAAACCUACCACACCAUGCCAUCCCACCACCUCAUCCGCCGGGACUCCUGGCCACCCACUAUCCUCCGCCUCGGCCACGACGGCAUCUCCGAUAUCUCAGACACAGACGCAAACCCCUUUGCUUACUUCCUUGAGCCAGCCAUCCCCGCCGACGAUGAUAACGACGAUUACCUCGACCUCAGCGCCGGCAUCGAGAGCGACGACGCCAAGAUGCCGCAGGUGCGUGAGGUUAGCCCGAGUUCGCUCCAGCGUCUGCCUAUUCUCUCGGACGAGGAGUUGGAGGCUGAGCAGGCGGAGCGGGACAUGCAUGACUGGCUUUCUGUGCCGCAUCGCGUGAAGGAGCGGGUCAAUAGCAGUGGCAAGGGCAGUAAAGUGGGGAGAACUGGAGCGGCGCGAGGGAGGGGGCUCGUGAGGAGUGGCCUGGUGCCGGGGCCUGUGAGGAGGUCGAGGAGUGCAGGGCCUAGGGGGAGGGCGUGGCGCGAGCCGAGCCCGGAGAUUGGGGUUAUUGAGGAGGAGGGGGAGGAUGUUGAGAUGGAGAUGGGGAUGGGGAUUGGUGGCGAGCCAGGGCCGAGUGGUGCGGGGAAGAAGAUGGAGGAGAGGGGGUGGGGUAAGAUUAAGAAGAGGGUGCAUUGGGCGAUGCCGGUGGAGAAGUGAGGGUAUUUAUGGAUGGGUCUAGAUGGUUGGAGAGAGCUGUAUAACAUUUUUUUGGCUGGGGACGUUGGCUACCGCGAGGGAUGCUGCGUCUAUUUGUCUGUCUAUAUUUAUUUUCAGGUGGUAGUUUGCAGGACAAGGACACUGAAAAUUCGGCUGAUUGCUUUGCGUUGCAUUUGUAUUACAAUAUAUCCAAUAUACCUGCAAAGGUGCAAUAAUAAUACUAUCUUAUCGAACUUCGCUCCUGCUUUUAUUCUGUAAUGCGAUAUCGUUUCUGAGGAGCAUAUUCCGAGCUUAUUCCCAGCUCUAUCAAAAUACCCAAGAAUCAACAGUCAAAUUUGUCAACGCCCUCUCGCACUCUGACUCCUCUCGCUACCUAUCAGCGCCCAGCU
This is a messenger RNA of Pseudogymnoascus verrucosus, 1460 nucleotides long. RefSeq lists its product as uncharacterized. NCBI's taxonomy places the organism in Eukaryota, Fungi, Ascomycota, Leotiomycetes, Thelebolales, Thelebolaceae. The record is from RefSeq and is a predicted model, not a curated record. The coding region runs from base 433 to 1071 and encodes 212 amino acids. The transcript has a single exon.